CUUUUUUUUUCUUUCUUUUUUUAGUUUGCUUACAGAUACAAAAUCAAAAGAAAUUAAAAACAUGGACGCUGUUCCCAAGGUCCAAGUACAUGAUACACAACCUUCCGAGAUACAUAGUACAGAACCUUCAUUUGAAAAACACUGGAAAAGACUUGCGAAGUUUUGUCAUGAAAAGAAUUCGUAUAUUGUAUCGAAAAUCAAGUACGAUUCAUAUUUUAAGCGAGCGAUUGAUGCCGAGGGUUACUUUAAGCAUGUUUAUUUCACUCAAGAUAAUGACGUACUUCAAGUCUUCCGACGAUCCACAGCGUCCCAACGAGUGGUGGAAAUAGCCAGUUUAUUGGCGCUCAAGGACAAAGAACAUAUCGGACAAAUCAAAGAUAUCAUUCAUGACGAAGCCGGAAAGGAAAUGAUUGGUUUAACUAUGGAGCGAUAUGACAUGACCUUGAAAUCCUACUUGAAAUCACAUGCUCAUCAGCGACUUACGGCCAACCAACGCAUGGAUAUCAUUGUUCAAAUGUUGAAGUCUUUACAAGAAGCACACCAACUAGGAAUAGCCCACCGUGAUCUAUCUUCGGUUAACUUUAUGGUCAAUGCAAAAACACCCAAUGGCCAGCCUCAUUUGUACUUGAUUGAUUUCGGUAAAGCCGUCUUUUUUUCACCGCGUGAUGCCAAAAAAUGGUGGGUCGACUGCAACGACAACAGCCUAUACAAGGAUGAAGUCAAACCUGCCACCAAGGAAGAACUCGCUGUCUGGUGUAAAAAUCUGCCUUUUGUCAUGGCUCGUCCUGACCAUGGCUACCGAUUUUACAGAUCUAUACAAACACUUCCCCGAAACAAUAAGGACCAUUCCCUUUUACCUUACUUGAUAGAUCCUGCGGCAGAGGACAUUUAUUCUUUGGGUACAAUGGUCUGGAAAAUAUUCUUGGGUAUCGAACCUUGGCCUGGUGUAUUCGAUACUGACUUGAAAGGUUUGCGUGACACUGUUAGUCGAGAUUAUUACAUCGAUCAAGUACUCGACCGUGCCAUGCCUGGUCCCAUGAGCAAAACCUUCUUGCAAAUGUUUUUGAGGGUACAACCUCAACAUCGUAAAUCUGCAGCUGAAAUCUUGUUGUGGGUCCAACAAGAUGAUGUAAAAGCAGCAUUGUUAGAAGAGUGGGGAUGCGAAGACGGGUCCAGAAGAGCUGCACGAAAUAACAAUUUCUGCAAAGCCAACGCCCCUGAACCUGUUGUCAAAAAGCAAGCAAGAAAGGUGACAACAUUACCAGCACCUAAGCCAGCACCAAAGCCAGUAACAGCAAGGUCUUCAACAGCAAAGCCAGCACCUGUAAGACCAGCAGGGAAGCCAUCAUCACAACCAAGGAAUGUGGACAAGAUCACUGGGAGGGCUUGUUUCCCAUCCGGGUUACCUAUUGGCAGACCACCAAGCAAACCUCCAGUCCCAAAGCCAGAAAAGACGGAUAGAAUUAUCAUCAGAGAUGGAAUCAAGUACUUUUCGAAAUCUGGCGUACCAGUGGGUCGACCCAAACGAAAGGUGCCCGAAGAAAAGGAAGAGUCUUCUGCAAAGAAGGUCAAUCCUUAUUACACCUAUGUCAAGACAGGUAGACCAAGAGGCAGGCCAAAGAAAGCUGCUCGUGGUCAAAAGGCCAACAUCAUCUAUCCUGUGGAAAUGCAGCAGCUCAUGCCAAAAGUAAGUCUUGAUCUGAUCCAGGAAGACAAGACAAUCAAACAAUAUAAGGCUGAGCCUCUUAUUAUAAAAUUACCAUCAAAUUCAUCGCAGGCAGAUAAUUUGUUACAUUCACCUAUAUUAUCACCUGAACCACCAAUAAUUUCCCGUCCUCCUUCUCUGUCACCUUUACCCGACCACUCACGACAAUCCUCCCAAUCCACAUUUUUAUCGCUAUCUCCCGUCAGCAAUGAAAAUGUGGAGGAAGGGGGUGCGUCUCUCAAGAGAAAGUUUGAGGACGACGAGGAUGAGCCAGCCAGCCCUAAAAGGAUCCAUCUUGACCAUCCACAAGAAGAAAAACCACAAGAACCACCAAAGGCACAACGCAUUGACACCACAGAUGAAUUUGACCGUGCCUUGUAUUACAUUCUUCGUGAUCUUGGUCUUGACAAGUUGUAAUUCCCUCCCUCCCUCCCUCCCUCCCUCCCCUCAUAUCCCCCCUUCAUAAUAAAGUUUUUCAUCAAAAUUUGUGCC
Molecule: messenger RNA, 2197 nt
Organism: Mucor mucedo
Lineage: Eukaryota; Fungi; Mucoromycota; Mucoromycetes; Mucorales; Mucoraceae
Product: kinase-like domain-containing protein
Exons: 2
Coding region: 62-2122 (686 amino acids)
Biological process (GO): mitotic DNA damage checkpoint signaling; protein phosphorylation
Cellular component (GO): nucleus; cytoplasm
Molecular function (GO): protein serine/threonine kinase activity; ATP binding
Source: RefSeq, a predicted model, not a curated record